Molecule: messenger RNA, 2772 nt
Organism: Poecilia latipinna (sailfin molly)
Lineage: Eukaryota; Metazoa; Chordata; Actinopteri; Cyprinodontiformes; Poeciliidae
Gene: ferry3
Product: FERRY endosomal RAB5 effector complex subunit 3
Exons: 14
Coding region: 201-1859 (552 amino acids)
Biological process (GO): regulation of mast cell degranulation
Cellular component (GO): cytoplasm
Source: RefSeq, a predicted model, not a curated record
UUAACAGUUUUAUAACGGAAUAUAAUCCUUCAGUGAAGUCCCGGUCCACACUCCGUACCAGUAGGUGGCGCUAUUGUACAAAUUCGCUGUAAACCGAAAUAAACAACGAAGAAGUAAAAGAACAAUGGUGAACCGGUCAGCUGAUCUGAUCCAACAGCAGAAUUGACGUCGCUGUUCAUUUAUUCUCAGCUCCGGACACCAUGAAGACAAGCAGAAGCAAAGCGAGCGGAACCGCUGACAGGGAGUUCGUGUUCGAGUUCAAGGCCGGGAAAAACAUCUGCGUGCUCAGAGUUCCGCUGCAGCUUCCGGUCCAGCUGAACAUCAGGGAUCUGCACGGGAGGCUCAUGCUGCUGCACAAAAUCCCCUGCUACAUAGAAGAUGAGCUGAAAGCCGCCCUCUCCGCCUUCAUGGAGGAGCAGAGCGGCCUGGACUUCGACCGGGAGGCGGAGCUGGCCCUGCAGCGCCUCGCCUGCGGCGCCGUGGACGUCAACCAGCUGACUAGUGCGUGGGCCGCAUCCUACACUCAGACCAGCCUGGAGCACGCUCGGCCUGAAGAGUCCAGCUGGGACGAAGACUUCGCCGACGUUUACCACGAGCUGAUCCACUCGCCCGCGUCCGACACGCUGCUGAACCUGGAGCACAGCUACUUCGUCAGUGUGUCGGAGCUGAUCAGCGAGCGAGACGUGGAGCUCAGCAAGCUGCAGGAGAGGCAGGCAGCAGAGAUGGACAAAGUGAUGCAUGAGCUGGGAAACACGCUGAGCGACCAUGAUGUCAACGCCGUGGCUUCACAACACUUUGAUGCUCAGCAGGUGCUGGAGAACAGGUGGGCGAGCGAGCUGAAGCAGGUGACGGCCAUCCAGAAGCAGGAGUACCAGGACUGGGUUAUCAAGCUGCACCAGGAUCUGCAGAAAUCCAACAACAGCAGCCAAAUCAACGAGGAGAUCAAGGUGCAGCCGGGCCGGCUGGCGGAGGCUGCAGACGGCGGCUGCAGGCCGUUUGAGGAGCAGCCGCUGCUGGAGGAGAGCUUCACCAUCCACCUAGGAGCGCAGCUCAAGACGAUGCACAACCUGCGGCUGGUCCGCACCGACGUGUUGGACUUCUGCAAACACCGGCGCCACAGCAGCAGCGGCGCCAAGCUGCGGCGCCUGCAGACGGCGCUAUCACUCUACUCAUCCUCGCUCUGCGGCUUGGUGCUGCUGGUGGACAACCGGGUCAACUCCUACAGCGGCAUCAAGAGAGACUUUGCCACAGUGGCGAAGGAAUGCACCGACUUCCACUUCCUGAGCCUGGAGCAGCAGCUGGAGGAGGUGCAGCAGGCGGUGCUGUAUGCACGGGUGCAGUGCUGCAGCAAGCAGAAGCAGCCGGCAGAAAAUCAGAAGAAUGGAGGAGAUGAUAAGAGCAAAACAGCUGAAAGAAAUCCCUCAAAUAUUCUCCCAGGUGAGUUCUACAUCUCCAGACACUCCAACCUGUCGGAGGUCCACGUCGUCUUCCACCUGUGUGUGGACGACAACCUGCGGUCAGGAAGCAUCACGGCCCGCGACCCGGCCAUCAUGGGCCUGAGGAACAUCCUGAAGGUCUGCUGCACGCACGACGUCACCACCGUCACUGUGCCGCUGCUGCUGGUCCACGACAUGUCCGAGGAGAUGACCAUCCCCUGGUGCCUGAAGAGAGCAGAGUUGGUCUUCAAAUGUGUCAAAGGUUUUAUGAUGGAAAUGGCUUCGUGGGACGGAGGGAUCUCCCGCACUGUUCAGUUCCUGGUGCCAAAGAGCAUUUCAGAGGAGAUGUUCUACCAGCUGAGCAACAUGCUGCCUCAGAUCUUCCGUGUCUCUUCCACUCUGACGCUCACCUCAAAGCACUGAUGAGGAAAACCUUUCCCGAUGAGCCCAGGUCACGACCCGAUGAGCCCAGGUCACGACCCGAUGAGCCCAGGUCAGCGGAGAGCCUGGUCAGACUCUCAUCCAUCCAGAUUUCUGGAGAUGAAGCAGAAAACCUCGAAGCUUUGAAACGGAAAUGAAUGAAAAUGUUUUUCUGCCUGAUGGGUCGCUGACGGUCCACCCAGACAACGUCAGAACCAGAACAUCCUCGGUCCUGACCCAGUUCUGGUUCUGAGGUCAGACGUUUGGUGAAUAAAUCCUUCUGGAGAACAUUUGGUUCCUCCACAGUUCCUCCUGCUGGUUCAACAGAAACCUGCAGAACCAGACCCGGGUCUGGACUGCAGAUGUUCUGGUUGUGAUCCGCUUUCAUCUCUUCCAGCUUCUGGAAAGACAAGUUUUGUGGAUGAACUGAUCGUUUUUUCCAUCAGUUUAUUUGAGCUUCCUGGAUUCAUCUCAUUCUGGCUGCUGAUCUGAAAGGAAUGCAGCCAGUUCUACUGGGGAUAAACACGAAUUGGGACGCUCCCCAGCAAGACGUCUGCCUUACUAAAGCAAAUGAUUUCAUAUCUUCACCUUCCUAAAAUCAUGGGCCGAGUCAUUUUUAUCCAAAAUUACAUUUGCAAAAUAUGAUUUGGUUCGUUAUUUUAGGAAGAAAGGGGAAAUAUUCAACGAUUCAGAUGUUCCUUCCCUCCAACAGUAGGUGGCGCUGUUCCUAAAUACAGAGGAGGAACAAACUGGAGACCACAUACACACACACACACUCACACUCCACUUUCAUAAUCUGAACAAGCAUCGAUCCACCUGGGAUUAUUUUCCUGCUUCUGCCCUCAGUGAGUCCAUAAGGAUAUUUACUGUAUUUCUAAUUAAUGUUUUAUUGAUAAUAAUAAAGUCAGAGAGCUCA